Daphnia pulex (common water flea) is the source of this 1523-nucleotide messenger RNA. RefSeq lists its product as uncharacterized. The record is from RefSeq and is a predicted model, not a curated record. Lineage: Eukaryota; Metazoa; Arthropoda; Branchiopoda; Diplostraca; Daphniidae. The coding region runs from base 103 to 1518 and encodes 471 amino acids. Gene Ontology annotation, molecular function: DNA binding; phenylpyruvate tautomerase activity; cytokine activity. The transcript is spliced from 6 exons.
UAGCCAGUGACAGUGAGCAGUAGUCUUCUUAGCUUCUCUAAGGUUUUUUUUUGCUUUCAAAACUUGGCAAACGAAACUGUAUAAGCAGAGUAGGAAUCUAUAAUGUCAGAUUCAGACUCUGAUGCUCCUGUUGACGGUGAAGAAGAGGAGGAUUUAGAAUGUGCUGGGCCUUUAUUACCAGCGGGUGUACGAAAACGACGUCACGCAAUUCACAACUAUUUUACGUAUAACAAGAAAUCCAAGAAGAGCAAGUGUAAAACUGGGGAUUGUGGAGUUGAAUUAUCUGGCAAGAAUACAACCAAUUUGAUAAAUCACUUAAAGAAACCUUCCCACAAAAAAGAUUAUGCUAUAUAUUUGCAAGAUGUAGCACUAUCAGACAAGCAGCAAACAUCAAACUGUAAAGGAUACAUGGCUUAUCAAGGUGCUGGUCAUAGUGGAAAUGAAGAAAGCCCUUCCAAAGAAGAUGCUUCUUCUGACGGGCCACCCAGAAAAAAAGGAAGAAAGCACAGAGAAAAAGUUUCUUGGGUGUGGCAAUAUUUUAUAGAAGAAGGAAAUUUUGCUAUCUGUCAAUUCUGUGAAGCCUCUUUAUCAACAGCCAGCACUACAACUUUGAAAUAUCACCUGAAUCAUCUACACAAAGACUUGAUAGCUGAAGGAGAACCAAAUUUGAAUCAACCAAAACCUAGACUUCAGGUUGUAUCAAUUCCUAGCAAGUCACCUUUGAAGAAUUCAGUUAAUGUAACCAAGAAUCCACCUUUACCUAAACAUUUUCUCAAAGAAACCACAGCCCUGAUUUCCAAAAUGCUGGGUAAACCUUCAUCAAAUAUCCGUGUAGUCCAAUUGAUACAAGAUGACGAAGCUGGCAAUAUCGAAAACCGUCGGAAAAAACAUAGCCCUUCAUCAAAAGACUAUAGCAGUGCCGUAUCGUCCAACAGGAAUAAAACAAAGAAGCAUAGAGAAAAGGUUUCAUGGGUAUGGCAACAUUUUCGCAAAGAAGGAAACAUGGCUACUUGUGAAUUUUGCCAAGCCUCAUUGUCAGCAGCCAGCACCACUACCCUGAAGUAUCAUUUGAACCAUCUUCACAAGGACUUGCUAACAAAUGAAACAUCAUCAAACAUGGAUUCAACAAAUCCAGCAUCUCAAACAGAAAUAAUCGAAAUUGAGCCGGAAAUAAUUAUGGUUCCAGAAAUCGCAAAGAUGCCGCAUUUGAAAAUUACCACAAACAUUUCAAAGAGCUCGGUUCCAAGUGAUUUUUUAGACGAAACCUCCGCGCUACUUUCAAAAAUGCUGGACAAACCCGAAAAUUGCUCUAUAGUGACAGUUGUUCCAGAGCGAUUGAUGCUCUGGGGAGGAGAAAAAGGACCGUGUGCUAUCGCCCGUCUAAGAGGUGUUGGAAAACUAGGGGAUACUGAUAACGCUAAUUUAAAGGUGCAGUUGAGUGAACACAUUGAAAAAUUCUUGGGUGUACCUCCCAGUCGAAUGUUGAUUCAUAAUGACAUAAACACUGCUUAUUUUUGAUAAAA